Messenger RNA from Papilio xuthus (Asian swallowtail), 3148 nucleotides. It is a transcript of the gene beta'COP, whose product is annotated as coatomer subunit beta'. The transcript has 18 exons. The record is from RefSeq and is a predicted model, not a curated record. Gene Ontology annotation, cellular component: COPI vesicle coat. Gene Ontology annotation, biological process: intracellular protein transport; retrograde vesicle-mediated transport, Golgi to endoplasmic reticulum; endoplasmic reticulum to Golgi vesicle-mediated transport. The coding region runs from base 320 to 2968 and encodes 882 amino acids. NCBI's taxonomy places the organism in Eukaryota, Metazoa, Arthropoda, Insecta, Lepidoptera, Papilionidae. Gene Ontology annotation, molecular function: structural molecule activity; protein binding.
AGUAGCACGUUUUUCGCUGGGUCAAUUAAGUCCGACUUUGUCGUUGGACUAUGGCUGCUGAUCAUAUUUUUUCCUAUUUGUUAUUUUCCAGGACUGUGUACAAAUUGUGUAUAUUUUAGAUAUAGAAAAUAUUGAACAAAAUAUGUAUACUGCUGAUAGCUGCAUGAACCGGAUUUGUCAAUAAAAGUCAUAGUUGACACGUUUGCUGUCAAACGUCAAACACCUGUCCUGCUUCACUCGCUUGCGGCUUCCAAGUUCCACGAUUACAGUUUUUAUAAUACUGUGUUUGGUUAACGCGGCAAUACUUUUUAAAUAAAAUAUGCCAUUACGCCUGGACAUCAAGAGGAAGCUGACAGCGCGGAGUGACCGCGUGAAGUGCGUGGACCAGCACCCCACAGAGCCUUGGCUGCUGUGCUCCCUGUAUAGCGGUGAUGUCAACAUAUGGAACUAUGAGACACACACACAGAUUAAAAGAUUUGAGGUGUGCGACCUGCCUGUGCGGGCUGCAAAGUUUGUGCCCAGGAAGAACUGGGUGAUCACAGGCUCGGACGACAUGCAGAUCAGGGUGUUUAACUACAACACGUUGGAGAGAGUGCACGCCUUCGAGGCGCACUCGGACUAUGUGAGGUGCAUCGUGGUGCAUCCCACUCUGCCCUACAUAUUGACUAGCAGUGACGACUUGCUCAUCAAGCUGUGGAACUGGGACCGCGGCUGGGCGUGCCAGCAGGUGUUCGAGGGGCACACGCACUACGUCAUGCAGGUCGUCAUCAACCCCAAAGACAACAACACCUUCGCCAGCGCCAGUCUCGACACCACCGUCAAGGUGUGGCAGCUCGGCUCCACCAUAUCCAACUUCACCCUGGAGGGCCACGACAAGGGAGUCAACUGCGUCGAUUACUACCACGGCGGGGACAAGCCCUACCUGAUCAGCGGCGCCGACGACCGCCUCGUCAAGAUAUGGGACUAUCAGAACAAAACCUGCGUGCGAGCUGUUGCAGGACACGCGCAGAACGUGACGGCUGUGUGCUUCCAUCCCGAGCUGCCGGUGCUGAUGACGGGCUCGGAGGACGGCACGGUGCGCGUCUGGCACGCCGGCACCUACCGCCUCGAGUCCUCCCUCAACUACGGCUUCGAGCGCGUCUGGACCCUCUGCGCCAUGCACCGCUCCAACAACGUCGCCGUCGGAUACGACGAGGGCACCAUCAUGAUAAAAGUGGGCAGAGAGGAGCCCGCCAUAUCCAUGGACGUGAACGGAGGGAAGAUCAUCUGGGCGAAACACUCGGAGCUGCAGCAGGUGAACCUGAAGGCGCUGCCGGAGGGCGCGGAGCGGGCGGACGGCGAGCGCGUGCCGGUGGCGGCGAAGGAGAUGGGGGCGUGCGAGAUCUACCCGCAGAGCAUCGCGCACAACCCCAACGGGCGCUUCGUGGUGGUGUGCGGCGACGGCGAGUACAUCAUCUACACGGCGAUGGCGCUGCGCAACAAGGCGUACGGCGCCGCGCAGGAGUUCGUCUGGGCGCACGACUCCUCCGAGUACGCCACGCUCGAGACCUCCGACACCGUCAAGGUCUUCAAGAACUUCAAGGAGAAGAAGACCUUGUCGCCCACGCUGGGCGCCGGAGGCAUCUUCGGCGGCUGCAUGCUGGGCAUCAAGUCCAUCAGCGGCGCCAUCUUCUCCUUCUACGACUGGGAACAUCUGGACCUCAUCCGGCGCAUCGAGGUGCAGCCGCGGCAGGUGUACUGGGCGGAGAGCGGCGCGCUGGUGUGCCUGGCUGCCGACACCAAGUACUACGUGCUGCGCUACGACGCCGCGCUGCUGGCCCGCGCCAGGGAGGACAACCUCGACGUCUUCGAGCAGGGCAAGGAGGCCUUCCAGGUGGUGGACGAGAUCAACGAGACGGUGAAGACGGGUCUGUGGGUGGGCGACUGCUUCGUGUACACGACGGCCGCCAACUGCCUCAGCUACUACGUGGGCGGCGACAUCGUGGCGCUGGCGCACCUCGACCGCCCCAUGUACAUCCUCGGCUACGUCGCCAAGGAGAACAGGCUCUACCUCAACGACAAGGAGCUGAACAUCGUGUCGUACGCGCUGCUGCGCUCCGUGCUGGACUACCAGACGGCGGUGGUGCGCGGGGACUUCGCCGCCGCGGACCGCGUGCUGCCCACCGUGCCCUACGACCAGCGCUCGCGAGUCGCGCACUUCCUCGAGAAACAGGGGUUCAGGCAGCAGGCGCUCGCCGUGGCCACGGAGCCGGGCCACCGCUUCGAGCUGGCGCUGGCGCUGGGCGAGCUGCAGCGCGCGCGCCAGCUGGCCGAGGAGCUGGCGGCGGGCGAGGCGAGCGAGGCGGGCGAGGCGGCGGGCGGGGCGGGGGCGGACAACGUGGCGUUCGCGGCGCACUUCGCGCUGCACGGGUACGCGCGCUGCCUGGACAUCCUGCUGGCGGCGGACCGCCACGCCGAGGCCGCCUUCUUCGCGCGGGCGUACGUGCCGUCGUGGCUGGAGGAGGCGGUGCAGAAGUGGCGCGAGGCGGGGCGCGACCGCGGCACCAAGACCUGGAAGCUGCUGGCCGACCCGCAGCGCUACUCCAACCUCUUCCCGGAUUACCUGACGUCCCUGGAGCUGGAGUACUACCAGCGAAGGUUCCUGCGCGAGCAGAGCCCGCCCGCCGCUCCGCUCGGCAACCGCGGCCGCCGGCUGGCAGAGGAGCGCGCCCGCAUGGAGGCCGAGGGCAAAUUCAAGAUGCCCGACUUCACUAAGCUAAGGAACAGCCGCGGCGGCGAGGAGCCCGCGCUGGAGCGGAAAAUAAGGGAGCGGAGGGAGUCCAUCGAGCUCGCGCAGGAGCUCGACGAGUGCGAGCUCGACACCUUCCUGCUGGACGCUGAGGCGGAGGCGGAGGCGGAGGCCGACAACGACAAAUACCUCCAAGAGGUCAGCGACGUCCUCGGCGAAGAAGUAACGAACAUACAUUAACGUUGAAGUGGUGCGGCGCCGCGACCUCGCGUCUGCCUUCUUUUUCCAAUUCUUUAUGAAUUCGAUGAGAAAUUAUCACCUUCGAGACGAAACUGUCACUUAUAUGUGCCUUUGAAGAAUAUCAGACGUUCUCCUACAUUAUUGAUUUAGUUUUUAAAUAUAAGUUACUAUUAAAUAUUA